CUUAAUUUGUAGCCCGGAAACUCUAUUAGUCCGAGCACUAACAUACGUAGGAGGCAGCCGUAACCAUGUUGGUUUGGACCGACACAAUCACGUCAACUUCUCGUUCCUGCAUCCCACGUGGAAACAAACCCAUCUGCGGGUGGUACGCACACCAUGUCAGGCAGUUCCAGUCGACAUUCUGCCGAGUCCCGCACACCAUGUCAAGCAGUUCCAGUCGACAUUCGACCCGGACUCGGCAGAAUUGGUGGUCAUUCUCGCUUGCUGCAAACAAGCUUACUACAAUACGAUAAGCGGGUCACUAGAAAUGAGGCAGCGGCUGAGGUGAGCUAGGGCGCUUGCUUUUCUAAAGUUGCCAAGAAUACGGCCCCCCACAAAAUUCAUUCCUUCAACUGUAUCGACGAUUGCACGUUGGUAGUGACGGAUUGAUCCUAUUCCUGGCGUGGCAAUAUCCGUAAACCCUUCGAACUUCCCAAAUUUGGUGCCAUGUUCCACAACAGCAAACUCACCAAGGCUGUGAGGGGCGCCCCAGGACGUGCGAAUGAGCGCACAGAACUUUCCGAGUAUUUAUGUCUGGAAGACCUGUCACAAUACGAACAGUAUCGAACUUGGAAGUCUGGGAGUGGUGGAGGCGAGUAAUCAUCUCCGACUUACGCUGGAAGAAGACAAUUAGCAAUGAGUAGCAUCAUAGAGCUGAUUGCAAAUGUUCUAACCUUG
Molecule: messenger RNA, 714 nt
Organism: Pseudomassariella vexata
Lineage: Eukaryota; Fungi; Ascomycota; Sordariomycetes; Amphisphaeriales; Pseudomassariaceae
Exons: 1
Coding region: 66-290 (74 amino acids)
Source: RefSeq, a predicted model, not a curated record